AUGCCGGUGCGGCCUGGAGCCGCUCAUCAGCCGACAUUGAUUGAGGUCGCGCCCGGCUUUACCGCUUUAUUAUUUCGGCACAACCCUCCGACAGUAGGGGAGCUGAAAGGCCUCCCAACUCUCCAUCAUCACAGCCCACGCGAAUGGGCUGUCUACCUUUUGGUCUUGGAGAAGGAGGAUGCCCUUCCGGCCACCUAUGUAGGGUCCGCGACCAACGCCACGCGUGGCAUAGCAUCAAGAUUCGCAGACUACGAUCAUUUGCGAAAUUUGUCUGUUCGAUGCCAGGAUUGGGUUAAUGAUGUUGAUGAACCGAUCUACAACGUCCUCUUCAGACGUAUCGAAGAUGUGUGGCGCGCCCUCCAUGACCUCGGCAUGGUCGUAACCCCCGGCUUGUUGGAAGUUUUGCGCCGCCCCGAUGAGCCCGAUUUAAUCAAGUUCUUUAUCGACGCCAUCAUUCCCCACGCCUCGGAGAAUAAGUCAUACGGCCAUAUCCUUCGAACCCUUGCGCAGGCGGAAAAUGUUCCGUCGUACGCUACGGCUAUCCGCUAUAGCGAUCUUACCGGGUCAGCGUCUAUAUCUGCGAAAAAGCGCAACAUGAUCCACAGCGAGGCGACCACCAUUGCUACUUGGCUUAUUUACCUCCGCACGUCUCAAUCAAGUACCAACGGCGGCGGUACGCUCCAGUUCACGAAGGACCCGGACCCGCUAGCCAAGCAUACUUCGAACCGACGGCAUCGUUGUAACAUACGAGCACUUGCGGUGUGA
Messenger RNA from Neurospora hispaniola, 765 nucleotides. RefSeq lists its product as uncharacterized. The record is from RefSeq and is a predicted model, not a curated record. Bases 1 to 765 code for a protein of 254 amino acids. Lineage: Eukaryota; Fungi; Ascomycota; Sordariomycetes; Sordariales; Sordariaceae. The transcript has 3 exons.